Molecule: messenger RNA, 827 nt
Organism: Caenorhabditis sp. 36 PRJEB53466
Lineage: Eukaryota; Metazoa; Nematoda; Chromadorea; Rhabditida; Rhabditidae
Source: the annotation of a GenBank genome assembly
AUGAAAAGAUCAAGUAAACUGUGUCUGAUUCUCAACUUUUCGUGCUGCUCCUGCAUCCUGCUCAUCGUCGGCUCCAUCGUCGCCGUCUACACGCUCGGAUUGCAAUCCAGCAAACCGGAUCCCGGAUUCUGUUCGAGAACUCAUGCGGCUCAGGCGAUGGAGUGUGCAAAGGUACGCAGGCAAUCUGUAGGAGAUGGAGAAGACGUAAGAAUGUUCCAGAAAGACGACGAACUCGGAGCAGCGGCCGCCAGUCUCAAUCACACCCAACUGCUGCUCCGACCGCCGAAAGACUACGAACCACUGGCCGGACUCUGCCACGUCACUCUGGUAAUUACGAAAGGUUUUUGACGCUUUGCAACUCUUUUAACUUUAGGAAUGUGCGCGGGAAAUCAAGUGCCGAGCCAUUCGAAACAUCCUGAAUGACAUCAGCAUCUGCGGCUUCAUCUAUUACUACACAAGAGAGUUCUCGCAGUGCGCCAACACUCUUUACGAGAAGAGGAACGAGAUUCCGUGCCUCGGAGACGUUUUCAAUGAGAAAAAGAGGGUAAGUGACGGCUGAGUAUGGAAAAACGGAAAGAAGUGUUCAGAGUGCGAAGGAGUCGUGCAACGAAUGGAAAGCGAUCACUCCGUGCGUCAGAGAGGCGAUCAGAAGCGAGUGUGAAGAUCGUCUCGGAAUCCUCCAGUUCAAAUGGGAAGACGUGAGUUGAAGAUGUCCACCACAACACAAAUCACACGUAUGUCUGCAGAAAUCCAAAAAGGCGAACAGUAUUUACUGCGAGGAGGACCGUCGAAUCACGCUCGGAUCGCACGAGACUGUCGACAAUUGA